AUGUCUGCUCUUCGUCAAGACAUUGAAUUCAAGACACUUGAUGGUGUGAUCUUACGAGGUUGGUUCUACAGCCCACGGCAGGAUACAGCGCAGCCAUGCAUAAUUAUGGCAAGUGGUCUGGGGGGGCUGAAAGAACAGUUUCUUCCAGAUUUUGCAGAGCGUUUCCAAACUGCUGGUUACGGAGUUCUUGUAUAUGACCAUCGCAAUUUUGGCGCCAGCGAUGGGUUGCCUCGCAAAGAAUGUGAUCCUACUCAGCAAGCGCGUGACUAUUCUGAUGCAUUUGACUUUGCUGCGUCUUUGCCAGAGGUGGAUCGGAGCCAAAUUAUCUUUUGGGGCUCAAGCAUGUCAGGUUCGGCUGCUAUAUAUGCUGCUGCCUUUGAUAAGCGUAUUAGAGCUGCUGUUUUUCAAGUUCCUUUUGUAUCAGGGGAGGCUAAGAGUGAGCUUUUUUCCAAGCAUCUUGCAGCUUUGUAUGAGAACCGAUGCAAUAUCAAAGCUGGGAAACCGGGCGCUGUACUACAGGUCUUUGCCCAAAACUCCAAGGAUGCGAAAAGGCCGGACUGUACAGCCAUGGUCAAUGAACCUGGAAUUAUUCCAUUCCUUGAGGAGCUGGAACGCCGCAAUAUUCACUGGGAAGGCGCGGUUACUGCCCAGACAAUUCUCAAUAUCAUCAGUUGCGAGCCAAUGGCCUUUAUCCAUAGAAUUGCCCCGACUCCAUUCCUUAUGGUAGUCUCAGACAAUGAUGUGGAGGCUGUCACCGCUGCUCAACUCAAGGCAUACGCAUCAGCGUACGAGCCCAAGCGCAUUACUGUCCUACAUGACGCAGAUCAUUUCAAACCUUACUUUGGCCCUACCUUUGAGGAAAACAUCAAUGCCCAACUAAACUUCCUCAAUGAAGUUUUGGGGAAGAACUAGGAGA
Molecule: messenger RNA, 916 nt
Organism: Aspergillus alliaceus
Lineage: Eukaryota; Fungi; Ascomycota; Eurotiomycetes; Eurotiales; Aspergillaceae
Product: alpha/beta hydrolase
Exons: 2
Coding region: 1-912 (303 amino acids)
Source: RefSeq, a predicted model, not a curated record